This is a messenger RNA of Cuculus canorus (common cuckoo), 691 nucleotides long. RefSeq names its product retinol binding protein 7 (gene RBP7). The transcript is spliced from 4 exons. Gene Ontology annotation, molecular function: fatty acid binding. Gene Ontology annotation, biological process: fatty acid transport. Gene Ontology annotation, cellular component: cytosol; nucleus. NCBI's taxonomy places the organism in Eukaryota, Metazoa, Chordata, Aves, Cuculiformes, Cuculidae. Bases 81 to 485 code for a protein of 134 amino acids. The record is from RefSeq and is a predicted model, not a curated record.
AAAGGCCUGGCUGGGGAACUACUUCUUUAUUUUUCCUUUUUGGUCAGCGGUUGGCUGUAUCCUCUUUCCACAGUUUGGCAAUGCCGGUGGAUUUCAGUGGAACCUGGAAUCUUGUCAGCAGUGACAACUUUGAAGGUUACAUGGUGGCCUUAGGUAUUGACUUUGCAACACGCAAGAUAGCGAAAAUGCUGAAGCCUCAGAAAGUGAUCAAACAAGAUGGUGAUUCAUUUUCUAUCCACACCACCAGCACAUUCAGAGAUUAUUCACUUCAGUUCAAAGUUGGAGAAGAGUUUGAAGAAGAUAAUAAAGGCCUGGAUAACAGAAAAUGCAAGAGCCUAGUCACCUGGGACAAUGACAAACUUGUCUGUGUCCAGACUGGCGAGAAGAAGAACAGGGGCUGGACUCACUGGCUUGAAGGAGAUGACCUCCACCUGGAGCUUCGUUGUGAGAAUCAAGUAUGUAAACAGGUCUUCAAGAGAGCAUGAAUGUGUACUGGUUCCUCCAUGGAGAGACAGCUGUAUACAGGAGACUCUGCAUCCUCAUGGCUGUACAGACAAGAACUGAUUCCUUCUACCUGUUCACCUACAUGGUCUGGUGAUUCAGGCUCAGGAAAUAAACCUGCUGUUGCCAGUGUUAAAGAUCUGAUUUUUUGCUAAUAAAUGCCCACAACCAAACCAGUCUUAAGAACCUG